AUCCACACCAAAUCUCGUCACUUCUAUUCAUUUCCGAAAAGCCUUAAAACCCUCAUGUUUAAGAUGGAAUAUGAACCAACCCCUACAUCUUCUCCAGUAUCACUUUCUCCGAAUUCUUCGAUUUCACUGUCAUCGUCUCCUCCUCCUCCUCCUCCUCCUCAGGUUGUUAUCAGCCCCUGCGCCGCUUGCAAGAUUUUGAGGAGAAGGUGUGCUGAUAAAUGUGUGUUGGCACCUUAUUUUCCUCCCACUGAACCAGCCAAAUUCACCAUUGCUCAUCGUGUGUUCGGUGCUAGCAACAUUAUCAAGUUACUGCAGGAACUUCCCGAGUCUCAGAGGACCGACGCGGUAAGCAGCAUGGUAUAUGAGGCGAAUGCGAGGAUCCGAGAUACGGUUUACGGUAGCGCGGGGGCGAUUUGCCAACUGCAGAAGCAAAUCAACGAGCUCCAAGCACAACUAGCCAAAGCUCAAGCAGAAGUAACCAACAUGCAAUUGCAACAAGCAAACCUCGCCGCUAUGCUCUGCAUGGAGAUGGCGCAAUCGGCGUCUCCUCAACCAAGUUCCCUGCAAUCUAUGGAUAUUUUGAUCACCAGCACCAACCCCACCCUUAUGGAAGACAACAACAACUUUGGGUCACUAUGGGAACCACUUUGGGCGUAACUUGCUGCUUAAAAUACUAAUCUCCCAUGAAAACUCUCCUAAGGGGAAGUUGAAGGAUUAAUAAGUUUAACUUAGUAUUAGGGUUAAAUAUAAUUAUGGGGAAA
Molecule: messenger RNA, 761 nt
Organism: Hibiscus syriacus
Lineage: Eukaryota; Viridiplantae; Streptophyta; Magnoliopsida; Malvales; Malvaceae
Product: LOB domain-containing protein 1-like
Exons: 2
Coding region: 55-657 (200 amino acids)
Source: RefSeq, a predicted model, not a curated record